UUAAAGUUUUAAUACUUUAUUAUUAAUUAAACAGGUCUGCGUCUGUCAAGUCUUUGGGUUCAAGCUUAGGGUUUUUUUUUACCCCAAUUUCCUGCCUGGCGCUCAACAGACUGAGUUUUAUGAAGAGUUGAUAUACACAGACAGAAGAUGACGGACGCCCAAGAAUUACUAGCCCACGUGAUUGUGGAUCCAAAUGACCAUGACCCAGAAAAAAGAAUGGAAUCCUUUAACGAGUUAAUUGAUUUUGAGAACAUCUUUGUGGAACCCCCAGACUUGCAAUCUUGUGACAUAGUAUGGUUCUGCUCCAACUUAACCUUCCAGGCGACCAAGAAUAGAGUCUACUACAGUCAGCGGUUCUGGUUCUGUAUCCUAGCAGCAGUUUGGGGUAUAUCAUUUGCCGUGACGUCAUACUUAGAGACGUUCUGUUGCCGACCAAUAACAGAAAUGAUAAGGUUAAUUGCGAAAAUUCCCGGUCCGCGUAAAUGUGUGUUGAUCUAUACUCGUUGCUUUAAACAAGUAUGCUUUGGAUGCUUCAUAGACGAGGACGAAGACGAAAAAAUGGAGACUAAGAGUGUGUGAAUAAAGGAAGGAAAAAUCUUGAUCGUCUUGUUGAAUUGAGAGAGAGAGAAAGAGAGAGAGAGAAAGAGAGAGAGAGAGAGAGAGAGAGAGAGUUAAUUUGUUGUUUUUAUACUUAAAAUAAAAAAGAUUUUAUGUAAUAUCAGUGUAUCAGCUAAAAUAGACACAUUAAAAGUAAAGUAAAUGUAUAAUGUAGUAUUCGUGGUGUCCACAUUAAUAUUGAUAAUUCAAGACUUUUUAAAAAGACUGUCUGUUUCUUCAUUAAAAAAAAAAGUUUAUGAGUUAUGUUCUUUGCAAGCAAAAUGAUUCAGCUCUGCUCGUCCAGGCUGUUUGUCUAUCUAUGUUUAUAAAUUACGACAUAUUGCCAAUAAACUAAAAAAAAAUACAUGCAC
Magallana angulata is the source of this 968-nucleotide messenger RNA. RefSeq names its product caveolin-2-like. Gene Ontology annotation, biological process: caveola assembly. The record is from RefSeq and is a predicted model, not a curated record. Gene Ontology annotation, cellular component: caveola. The transcript has 3 exons. Lineage: Eukaryota; Metazoa; Mollusca; Bivalvia; Ostreida; Ostreidae. Gene Ontology annotation, molecular function: molecular adaptor activity. Bases 148 to 579 code for a protein of 143 amino acids.